GUCUGGUCAUUGGCUGAUGAAACAAGGUUGGUUGACUACAUUGUUGACGAGCACUCAAAAGGAGGCAAUGGGAUAAAUUUUAUGAAGACUUUCUGGACUAAUGCCGCUUUACAUAUGGCAGCUGGUCCAGUGCCUGAAGGUGCCCCCAAGACCUGUGAUUCCUGUCAGUCCAAGUGGGCGCUGAUACAAAAAAUGUACAAAGUUGUUGAUAAAAUGAAUGAUGCUUUGGGCUUAUCGUAUGACAUGGAGAAAGGGGCCAAUAUAGAUGAUGGAGGGGAGACUAUGUGGGCGGAUUAUAUUUCAGUAUGUAACCCUGAUGUGAGGGCCUUCAAGAACAAAGGGUGGCCCCAUUUUCAGAAGCUCCAGGGUGUUGUCCCAGUGACCACCAGUGGCUGGACUGGCUUCUAUGCCAGCCUGAGCAACACCAAACGCAUUGACCCCGAGCCAUAA
This is a messenger RNA of Suillus subaureus, 450 nucleotides long. RefSeq lists its product as uncharacterized. The annotation marks the transcript as partial. The record is from RefSeq and is a predicted model, not a curated record. NCBI's taxonomy places the organism in Eukaryota, Fungi, Basidiomycota, Agaricomycetes, Boletales, Suillaceae. The transcript has 4 exons.